Messenger RNA from Ananas comosus (pineapple), 1096 nucleotides. RefSeq lists its product as uncharacterized. The coding region runs from base 57 to 863 and encodes 268 amino acids. NCBI's taxonomy places the organism in Eukaryota, Viridiplantae, Streptophyta, Magnoliopsida, Poales, Bromeliaceae. The transcript is spliced from 2 exons. The record is from RefSeq and is a predicted model, not a curated record.
CCCACCAAAGUAAACAACUUAGCUAAUUGAAGAGUGCUUCUCAUACAUAUCAAACAAUGGCAUCCAACACCCUCGUAGUUCUGGCCCUAACCCUAACCCUAGCCACCCUCUUCUCCUCCGCCACCCCAAGCUAUCUGUGCCCGUGGUGUCCGCCGACCCCAACCCCUCCGACCCCCGCCCCGCCGCCCCCCUCCUCGUGCCCGAUCGAUGCGUUGAAGCUCGGAGUGUGUGCCAACGUGCUGGGCGGGCUCAUCAAUGGCACCAUCGGCCAUACGCCGGACGGGGAAUGCUGCCCCCUGAUCGCCGGUUUGGUUGACGUUGAGGUCACCGCCUGCCUCUGCAUCGCCCUGAACUUGAACGUCCUCGGCAGCAACCACCUAAUCCCUCUCUACCUCCCUGUCCUCCUCAAUUACUGCGGCAAGCAAUCCUCCAACUUCAAAUGCCCCAGUGCUUCUCAUACAUAUCAAACAAUGGCAUCCAACACCCUCGUAGUUCUAGCCCUAACCCUAACCCUAGCCACCCUCUUCUCCUCCGCCACCCCAAGCUAUCUGUGCCCGUGGUGUCCGCCGACCCCAACCCCUCCGACCCCCGCCCCGCCGCCCCCCUCCUCGUGCCCGAUCGAUGCGUUGAAGCUCGGAGUGUGUGCCAACGUGCUGGGCGGGCUCAUCAAUGGCACCAUCGGCCAUACGCCGGACGGGGAAUGCUGCCCCCUGAUCGCCGGUUUGGUUGACGUUGAGGUCACCGCCUGCCUCUGCAUCGCCCUGAACUUGAACGUCCUCGGCAGCAACCACCUAAUCCCUCUCUACCUCCCUGUCCUCCUCAAUUACUGCGGCAAGCAAUCCUCCACCUUCAAAUGCCCGUAGGCCAUGCGCGCACGCACGCCUUUCGUAUAUUCUACUACUACUAUUUGUAUACAGUUGAUUUUCUAUGCUAUAUACGUGCGAGAUGUCUCCUAUGUGAAGUGGCAACCUACUCUGUUGCUUUCUCUUAGGAAAGUUUGAACACUAUAUACGCAUACAUGCAUAUGCAUGUAAGUCGUGUACUUGUAAUGUCCGUGGUUUGCAAUUUGUGUGUGUCAUGUAUGUUUGAGAAUAAA